AUGACCAAGAAACCUUUCUUCCUCAUAGCAUCCUCCCUAACCCUAAUCAUAAUCAUCCUCACCACUUUAUCAACAGCCACCAACAGCUUCCCACUCCGAAAACGUCUCCCCCGUCCCUUCGUCUCCGCACCACACCUCCGUCACGACCUCCACCUCCAAGACUCCACCACCAACAACAAUCCCUACCUCUCCGAGAUAAAAGAGUGGCUAUCCCAGCAACUACCCCCCUCCACCAACAACAACAAAAUGGGCAGCAACCCCUCUUCCUCCUCUCACGAAAACCCCAUCAUCUCCGACGUGCUACCCAAGAACCGUCUCAUCAACGUCUACGCCUCGCUAACCCGGCAAUUCGACAGUGUGGAAUCCCGCUUCAAUGAUCCCUCAAGCAACGUGACGGUCCUGGCACCGCGUAACAGCGCGAUCCAGGACUUGCCGCGCAAGCCGUGGGAGAAUCCUGAGGAUUAUGAGCGGUUUGGACAGGCCGGGGCGUAUGAGGGUGAUGAGGGGCAGGAUCGGGCUAGGAAGAAUCUGGAGAGGUUUGUGAAGGCGCAUGUUGUUGUGGGGAGUCCUUGGGGAGAGGGUGAUGAGGGGGUUACCCUUGCUGGGGAGAAGGUAACGUGGAAUAAAGGAGAGGGGGGGAAGAUUUAUAUUCAACCGGGGAAUGUGGAGGUGGAUAGUGUUGCUGAGAAGGUGUCGAAUGGGGAAUUGUGGAUUUUGAAUGGGGUCGUUAAUUAUACUUAG
Messenger RNA from Aspergillus tubingensis, 741 nucleotides. RefSeq lists its product as uncharacterized. NCBI's taxonomy places the organism in Eukaryota, Fungi, Ascomycota, Eurotiomycetes, Eurotiales, Aspergillaceae. The record is from RefSeq and is a predicted model, not a curated record. Bases 1 to 741 code for a protein of 246 amino acids. The transcript is spliced from 2 exons.